Iphiclides podalirius (scarce swallowtail) is the source of this 1017-nucleotide messenger RNA. NCBI's taxonomy places the organism in Eukaryota, Metazoa, Arthropoda, Insecta, Lepidoptera, Papilionidae. The record is from the annotation of a GenBank genome assembly.
AUGAUCGUCGCAGAAUACUGGAGGGCGGACUUUCUCAUCUGGGUGCUCCCGUUCCUCCUAGCUCUGGGCGUGCUGUUGCUCUUAGCUCUUGCCGUUCUGUUCUACGCUCUGCGACUUUACGCGCGUUACACGUGCGGCGAGUACAAGGGGACGGAGAAGAUGGAAGGGAAGACUGUCAUCGUGACGGGCUGCACUAGCGGCAUUGGGAAGGAGACAGCCAGGGAGCUAGCUAAACGCGGGGCGAAGGUGAUCAUGGCCUGCAGGAACGUUGACGUGGCCGAGAGGAUCAAAAAGGAGCUCGUUGCCGAGACAAAUAACGCGAACAUCGUUGUGAAAGCGCUGGACCUCAGCUCCUUCUCGUCGAUCCGCGCCUUCGCCGACGACGUCAUCAAGUCGGAGACGCGCCUCGACGUGUUAAUCCACAACGCGGGCUACGCGGGGAGCUUCACGAAGAGGCGCUCGGUAGACGGCAUCGAGCUCACGAUGGCUACCAACCACUACGGGCCGUUCCUCCUCACGCACCUCCUUAUCAAGCUGCUGAAGAAGUCCACGCCGUCGAGGGUCGUCGUGGUGGCGUCGUCUUUGUACCGCAUCGGCUCUUUCGACGCCACCAAUCCUAAUCCGGUUGACUCUUUCCCCGCGUAUCUGUAUUACGUUUCAAAGGAAGCCAAUAUUCUGUUCACUAGGGAGCUGGCGCGGCGUCUGGACGGCACGGGCGUCACCGCCAACUGCCUUCAUCCAGGUCUCAUUGACACGGGCAUAUGGAGGUCGGUGCCCCGACCGCUCAGCUGGGCCCUGGCCCUGAUUAUAAAGGGCUUCUUUAAAACCCCCGCACAGGGUUGCCAGACUUCCGUCAUGCUCGCGGCGGACGACGGUCUGUUGAAGACGACCGGGAAGUACUUCUCCGAUUGCCGUGAGAGCGAGCUGUCCAGCAGCGCCAGCGAUAUGGCCAGAGCGAGGAAGCUUUGGGAGGUAUCGGAGAAGAUGGUCAAAUUGGAGGAGACCGAUCCCAGGAUU